Messenger RNA from Nicotiana tabacum (common tobacco), 1922 nucleotides. Its product is annotated as SNF1-related protein kinase catalytic subunit alpha KIN10. Gene Ontology annotation, cellular component: cytoplasm. Gene Ontology annotation, biological process: intracellular signal transduction; protein phosphorylation. The record is from RefSeq and is a predicted model, not a curated record. Gene Ontology annotation, molecular function: protein binding; ATP binding; protein serine/threonine kinase activity. NCBI's taxonomy places the organism in Eukaryota, Viridiplantae, Streptophyta, Magnoliopsida, Solanales, Solanaceae.
AACCCGAGAACUUACAAAGCUCCAAUCACUUUCCUUCACUGUCUGAAAAUUCUCCGCCCUCUUUUUUUCCUCUCUUUCCCGAGGAAAAUUCGCGCAUGCACUGUCAGAAAUUCAAUCCAUUCACUUUCUAGGCAAAUGAGUAGCAGAGGUGGUGGAACUACAGAUACUCCUUUUCUAAGGAACUACAGGCUUGGUAAAACUCUUGGCCAUGGAUCCUUUGGUAAAGUUAAAAUUGCUGAGCAUUUGCUGACUGGGCACAAAGUGGCUAUCAAAAUCCUUAACCGUCGAAAAAUGAAGACUCCCGACAUGGAGGAAAAAUUGAGAAGAGAAAUAAAAAUAUGUAGAUUAUUUGUGCAUCCACAUGUCAUACGACUCUACGAAGUGAUAGAGACACCAUCGGAUAUAUAUGUCGUGAUGGAGUAUGUUAAGUCUGGUGAACUCUUUGAUUAUAUUGUAGAAAAGGGCAGGUUACAGGAAGAUGAAGCUCGCCAUUUUUUCCAGCAGAUUAUUGCUGGUGUAGAAUACUGCCAUAGGAAUAGGGUGGUUCAUCGGGACCUUAAGCCUGAGAAUCUGCUUUUGGAUGCAAGACACAAUGUAAAGAUAGCAGAUUUUGGCUUGAGCAACAUUAUGCGAGAUGGCCAUUUUCUGAAGACAAGUUGUGGAAGUCCAAAUUAUGCAGCCCCUGAGGUUGUCUCUGGGAAACUUUAUGCUGGUCCCGAGGUAGAUGUUUGGAGUUGUGGCGUUAUCUUAUAUGCUCUUCUUUGUGGUACACUUCCUUUUGAUGAUGAGAAUAUUCCUAACCUUUUCAAGAAAAUAAAGAGUGGACUCUACACCCUUCCUAGUCAUCUAUCAGCUGGAGCUAGGGAUUUGAUACCAAGGAUGCUAAUUGUUGACCCUAUGAAGCGGAUAACCAUGACUGAUAUUCGUCAGCACCAGUGGUUCAAAAUUCAUCUUCCUCGGUAUUUGGCCGUCCCUCCACCUGAUGCUAUGCAACAUCUCAAAAAGCUUGACGAAGAAAUUCUCCAGCAAGUAAUGAGGAUGGGUUUUGAUAGAGACCAGUUGCUUGAAUCUUUGCAAAAGAGAAUACAAGACGAUGCUACUGUUGCAUACUAUCUGGUGUACGACAACCGUUCCUUGGCUUCCAGUGGCUAUCUAGCAGCUGAGUUUCAGGAAUCUAUGGAUGGUUAUUCCCCAGGAUUGUUUCCAAAUCUUGAUCUACAGCUGUCCACUGGAAAUGGAAUUUCUCAAGAAGCGAAUUUGAGACACCCAUUUUCCAAAGAAAAAAAAUGGCUAGUUGGACUUCAGUCUCCAGCAAAUCCACGGGAGAUCAUGAAUCAGGUUCUUGGGACUCUGCAAGAACUAAAUGUUCGAUGGAAAAAAAUUGGGCACUAUAAUAUGAAGUGUUUAUGGUGUCACGAUCUUGAUUUUCAUAGCAUGGCCAGCAAUCAUAUGAAUGAUGAUCAUUUAAUUAGCAAUGCGACUGCCCUAAGUACACAUUUACAGCCACAAACAGCUGUGAAGUUUGAAAUGCAGCUCUACAAAACUCCAGACGACAAAUACCUGCUUGAUCUCCAAAGAAUUAGCGGUCCGCAGUUCCUCUUCUUGGAUUUCUGUGCUGUUUUCAUUAUGCAGCUGGAGACACCACAAUGAUUGGAAAGAAAGAGGAUGUCUGGAGCAAUUGUGUAUUUUGUUGACAAUGAGAAACCUUGUUGUACAUAUCAAUGUGACUGGUUUUCUAGUGUUGUUUUUUACAAUUAUAUUUUGUGUUCAUGUUUAUAUGGGUGUGUUUUUUUUUACCAGAAGUAAGCUUUACCUGAUUCAUACUCUCUACAAGUGAGGAGCUCUCAGCUUUCUUUCCUACUGAUUAUAGUGUUCUGACAUUCACUUGUUAUGGUUUUUUUCUCUCAAUUAAGAUUAUACAA